CGGAUCAUCAACAGAUAAAAAUUGUUCCGUAAAAACAAUCCGGCAGCCAUCAAAACGUUAAGUUGUGCGCUAACAACCAAACAAACAAAUUGCACCGUUUUGUGCGGACGCACCAGACUUGGGCAAAAAGACAAGAUACCUCCUUGCUGUCGGUAAGAUAUCCAUCGAACCAAAGCCAAUUAAAGCGUUGCCACCUAAUAGAUCUGGCCACACCGCAUGAAACGGAUGUAUAUGCAACGCUGGUGCUCCUCUAGCUGGACUGCUCUUUGGACUGCCGUUUUGCAACACCGCCACCACUUUUGCACACUACCCAUCUCUCUUGCACGUACUCUUUGCCAACGGGACAGUCAUUCGCUGCGGUCAGCUUUCGUACGGUCGUCUCGCUUACACACGCGCCCGAAAGGCCCCGCAUUGAUUGGGAAAAAAUAAUCAUCGCCGUAGUCUUCGUCGGGUCGCCGUUUAUACUCGCAGUGCGCUGGUGCUGCUUUAUUUCGAGACAAGGGACACACAAUACCGAGAGAGCCAUAUUUAAGCAUUAAAGUUCUUAAGGCGCAACGCAGCUUUUGUGUUUCGUUUUUGUUGAAUUCUAAGCAAGCAGCAGUAGAUAUUUGAAAACCCCAAUUCUGUGCGAAGAACAAAAGAAAUACGCGAGACACCAACACCAGCAAACCACCAUCCAACCAAACACACACACACACAACCCAAAUCAAAUUUCAAUCAGAAAAUGGCGUUAAAAAGAAUCAAUAAGGAACUGCAAGAUCUGGGCAGAGAUCCACCUGCACAAUGUUCAGCCGGUCCAGUUGGAGAUGAUCUAUUUCACUGGCAAGCUACAAUAAUGGGCCCGCCGGACAGCCCUUAUCAAGGAGGUGUAUUCUUCUUAACUAUACAUUUUCCAACAGACUAUCCCUUUAAACCACCUAAAGUGGCUUUUACAACGCGCAUAUACCAUCCAAACAUCAACAGCAAUGGAUCGAUUUGUCUCGAUAUAUUAAGAUCUCAGUGGUCGCCAGCAUUAACUAUUUCAAAAGUCUUAUUAUCAAUUUGCUCUCUACUCUGUGAUCCCAAUCCAGACGAUCCGCUUGUUCCAGAGAUUGCCAGAAUAUAUAAAACCGAUCGGGAAAAAUACAAUGAGCUGGCACGAGAGUGGACUAGAAAGUAUGCUAUGUGAUGCGUUCCAGAUUGCAGCAGUCCAACAGAAUCAGCAAAUUCAACAUCAACAACAGCAGCAGUAAAAGCAGAUGCAAAUGCAAAUGCAAGAGCAGAAGCAACAACAACAGUAAAAGCAACAGCAACAGCAACAAAGAUAACAUCAACAGUUUACAAUAGUCAGAAUCAGAUGAAGAGGAGCUGCAGCCGCGGCAUUGUUAAUGGCAAUGGCCGCCGUGCGGUUGACCACAACAAUAACCACAAUAUCAGCAGGAACUGCGGCCACAGCAGCAACAACCACAACACCAACAAUCGCCACUGCAACUGCAGCCGCAGCAACUUCAACAUCAGAAACGACAGCAGCAACAAGAACAGCAGCUGCCCCCAUCACCUUCGCAGCCGCUGCCGCUGCUACUGUCUCCGCAGCGGCACUAGCAUUAGAAACAGCAUCAUUGGCAGCGGUACCAACAGCAGCGGCGACCGCCAGCGGACCGAAGGCCUUGCAGCAGCAGCAGCUACAACAUCAACCGGAGCAGAAGGAGAUGGAAAAACAACUGGCAGAUUGGUGGCGGACUGGGAAUAAGUGUGUUUUGACCGAACAGAAACAGAACAGCAUAAACGGAAAUAAUUUAAUAAUAAUUACUGAAAAAUUAUGUAAGCAUUAAACAUUAAAAGCUAGACAGCUACCAACAACAGCAUCAACAUAAUAAGUUUAAAUACAAAGAAAACAAAACUACAAAUAAAAAUCAGCUGGAAAAAUUA
This is a messenger RNA of Drosophila gunungcola (fruit fly), 1908 nucleotides long. RefSeq names its product ubiquitin-conjugating enzyme E2-17 kDa (gene eff). The transcript is spliced from 6 exons. Gene Ontology annotation, biological process: ubiquitin-dependent protein catabolic process; protein polyubiquitination. The coding region runs from base 725 to 1168 and encodes 147 amino acids. Gene Ontology annotation, molecular function: ubiquitin conjugating enzyme activity. The record is from RefSeq and is a predicted model, not a curated record. NCBI's taxonomy places the organism in Eukaryota, Metazoa, Arthropoda, Insecta, Diptera, Drosophilidae. Gene Ontology annotation, cellular component: nucleus.